Molecule: messenger RNA, 954 nt
Organism: Colletotrichum gloeosporioides
Lineage: Eukaryota; Fungi; Ascomycota; Sordariomycetes; Glomerellales; Glomerellaceae
Product: Fumagillin beta-trans-bergamotene synthase
Exons: 2
Coding region: 1-954 (317 amino acids)
Cellular component (GO): membrane
Molecular function (GO): transferase activity, transferring alkyl or aryl (other than methyl) groups
Source: RefSeq, a predicted model, not a curated record
AUGGAAGAAGAAUUAAUGGGCUUCCAUCUUGAUGAAAAGGAAACGCUUUCGAGGUCCCGACGAUCUCCGGUUUACCACCUCAAAACGCUCUAUCUCUUCACAAAAAGCGACUGUAAGACAGUCGUACUUCCGCAAAUGCUCUUCGCGAUUUCCAGCAUUCUUACCAACGGCUUCCGGGACCUCGACACCCCGCCCACUCUCACUUUGGCCACCUUCAAGCCCCUGAUACACGCUGUGAUUUGGAUCUAUGCCAAUCUUCUUCUCGAGAAUCUCGCAAACCAACGUCUUCCGGGCUCCAUGAUUGAAGAUGCCGCCAACAAGCCCUGGCGACCCCUGCCAUCGGGCCGGAUAACGGCAGACCAAACCAGACAGAUCGCGCUCUAUCUCGUGCCAGCGCUCAUGGUCUUCGGGGCAUAUAGCGGCGCUUUUCGCGAGACGACGAGUUUCAUUUCGUUUGUGUGGAUGUACAAUGAUCUCGACGCUGCUGACACGAGCAUAUGGUGGCGGAACGUGGCAAAUGCCUUGGGUCUCAUGGCGUUUUCUGCGGGAGCCCUGGCGAUUACGGGCGGGACGGUUGAGUAUGGCCUGAAAAAUGCGGCAGUAGUAUGGAUAUUGACGACGGGUGCCGUUGUUCUCACGACAAUACAUGCCCAGGACUUGCCAGAUGUUGUUGGUGAUAGUGCGAGGGGGAGGAAGACGGUGCCGCUUGUCUACGGGGACGGAGUUGCGAGGUGGACUUUGGCGGCGGGGGCCAUGUUGUGGUCUGUAUUCCUUCCGAUGUUCUGGGGACUCGGUUGGGCUAGCUACGUGAUUGUUCUGGGACUUGGGUUGUCUAUGGUAUGUGGAACGCUCUGGAGAAGAACUAUGGAUGACGAUGAAAUUGUUUGGAAGCUUUGGUGUGUCUGGGCUGGGUUGAUGUAUCUGUUGCCUUCUUUGAAAGUCUUUGGAUUUUGA